Saccostrea cuccullata (small rock oyster) is the source of this 1479-nucleotide messenger RNA. RefSeq lists its product as uncharacterized. Gene Ontology annotation, biological process: DNA integration; DNA recombination. Gene Ontology annotation, molecular function: DNA binding. The record is from RefSeq and is a predicted model, not a curated record. The coding region runs from base 1 to 1479 and encodes 492 amino acids. The transcript is spliced from 2 exons. NCBI's taxonomy places the organism in Eukaryota, Metazoa, Mollusca, Bivalvia, Ostreida, Ostreidae.
AUGGAAUCAGAGAGUGAUGUCGAGAUUUUUAAGACUCAGAGUUCUUUCAGAACCCCCAGCGAUAAGUCCGAUAAUGACACUGAUACUAUUUUGAAUGACAUUCUUGAUCUGGAGAACUCAAAUGCAAAUUUUGAAUUACGCGCUACUCCUUUAUUCGUAAAAAAUCCUACGUUUUCUGACAUAUCGGACUUUGAAGGUGAUGACUUGUCAUUAAUAAAGGCUUCCCAGGAGAUUGAAAACAGGGCGUUGACAAAAGAAUGUGUUUCAACUCGUUUUUCAAAACCCCUUCAAGAGGCGGAUCUAAAGAGGUUAGUCCAGUCUACGAAAUCCAAAAACACCGAAAAUAAAGCUAAAUGGGCUGUGAAUUUAUUUGAUGAUUGGAAAGAAAAACGAAACAAAAGUGUGCAGAUUACGGAAGAACCGAAUUCGACUUUUGUAGUGGGGGAACUUAUGAAAAUGGACAAUAUGUCGUUAGAUAAAGCUAUGCAGUUUUUCAUCGCUGAAGUUCAUAACAAAUCCGGCGGAGAAUACCACCCGAACACUCUCUAUGAAAUUGUCAUUUCUAUACAACAUUUUCUGCGAGCUAGCGGGAGGUUUGUUAGCUUUCUUGAUGAUACCGACUUUGUUAAUAUGCGAUCAGUAUUAGAUGCAAAAAUGAAAGAAUUAUCAAGAAGGGGAAUCGGGAUCAAUCGUAAGCAAGCAGAUAUUAUUUCAGUGGAACAGGAAAACGAGAUGUGGGAGCGUGGGAUUCUCGGAACUGACACUGCCAAAAAGUUGGUCGAUACUUUGCUAUACAGUAUCGGAUUAAACUUUGCUCUCCGUGCCGGGCAAGAACAUCGGAAUCUUCGAAUUGGUACCAAUUCUCAAUUAUCACUACACAUCUCCAAAGAUGAUGGGAGACGGUACCUCCAAUACACUGAGGAUGUAUCGAAAAGCAACACUGGAGGAUUAAAUCAUCGCAAAAUUGCGCCAAAAGUCACGAGGGCAUAUGAAAAUGUGGAUGAGCCUGAACGUUGCCUUAUUAAAAUAUUUGAGAAAUAUAUCAGUUUAAGACCACCUAAUGGAAAAUCGACGGCGUUGUAUCUACGACCCAAACAGAGGGCUACGGAAACAGUAUGGUUCGACGACGUGCCGAUAGGCGUUCAUCAGCUUCAGCAAGUUGUUGGAAAAUUGUGUAAAGCAGCUGGAUUUCACGGGAAUUUUACCAACCAUUCUUUAAGGGCUACCGCCGCUACAAGACUGUAUCAAGCCGGUGUUGAUGAACAACUUAUUGUAGAAAAGACGGGGCAUCGCUCGAAUGCGGUCAGGGCCUACAAACGUACAUCAACGGAGCAGAUGAAGGAAGUGAGUGAUGUUGUGCAAUCUAAACUGAAGAAGGUUUCCGCUGAAAACGACGGAGCUGCUGCUUGUGAAAAGAAUAGUGCUUCCAGGGAAAUAAAUAUCACUGCUGGCAAUGUGUCUGUACAUGUGCGUUUGUGA